Punica granatum (pomegranate) is the source of this 2396-nucleotide messenger RNA. NCBI's taxonomy places the organism in Eukaryota, Viridiplantae, Streptophyta, Magnoliopsida, Myrtales, Lythraceae. The record is from RefSeq and is a predicted model, not a curated record.
AACUUCGCUCUCUUCUCUUCCUUUCUUCGCACCAAACAUUUUCCCUCGCAGUUGCCGCUUCGGUAAGCGGGAAAUUGAGGAGCGAUUGGAUUCCAUGGAGGAGAGCCGAGCAAACACGGAGAAGAUGAACCGGCCGAAGAGAGAGAGGCAGCUCCUCGCCCUCACCGGCGCGGCCGCCCUCCUCGCCGUCGCCGCCAACCUCGCCAUCUCCGCCGUCAAGUCUCACCUGAAAAACCGCCAGAGGAAAGAUCUCCCUGGCUGUAAUGUCCGCGUCAAUCUCUCGGCUCGCGAGAUUCUCAGGUUAGCUGACCGAGUAAUUGCAAAGUCAAAGGAGGUUCACGAUGCUGUUGCCUCAGUUCCACUCGACAAGGUUAACUACACGAAUGUUGUAUCUGCGCUAGCGGAAUUAGAGGCAGAGCAGUUCCCUCUUGUUCAGUCGUGCGUGUUCCCGAAGUUGGUCUCUACGUCCGACGAAGUGCGCAGAGCGAGUGCAGAAGCAGAGAGGAGAAUCGAUGCUCACAUUGCAACUUGCAGUCAAAGGGAAGAUGUAUACCGUGUUGUCAAAGCUUUUGCAUCAAGAGGUGAAUUGAUGAAUGCUGAAGCCAAAUGUUAUAUUCAAUGUCUGGUCAAAGACUAUGAGCGAAAUGGAUUGAACCUGACUUCAACCAAAAGAAAGGAAGUACAGAGGUUGAAAGCAGAAAUUGAUGACUUGGGUUUGCAGUAUGUUCAAAAUCUAAAAGAUGAUCGCAGUCAUCUUCUCUUACCCGAGAAUGUGCUGCUUGGCUUGCCAUCUGAGUUCCUUAAGAGUUUAGACAUUGAUGAGACGGGUAGAUACAAGGUCACUCUCAAGAGUCAUCAUGUUGCCGCAGUGCUGGAGCUCUGCAAGGUAGGAGAAACCAGGAGGACGGUAGCGGUGGCCUAUGGAAAGAGGUGUGGACAAGUCAAUCUUACAGUACUGGAAAAAUUGGUUCAAUGUCGUCAUAAGCUGGCCAGGUUACUUGGAUAUUCAAAUUAUGCAGACUAUGUUCUUGACAACAGAAUGGCAAAAACACCAUUCAAGAUAUUUGAGUUCUUAGAGGACAUCUCUGCAAGUUUAACAGACCUUGCUGCUAGAGAGCUUUCAGUACUGAAGGCAUUGAAGAAGAGAGAGGAAGGAGACUUCCCAUUUGGCAUUGAGGAUCUGUUAUACUACAUAAAGAGGUUUCAAGAGCAGCAGUUUGAUCUAGAUUUUGGGGCCAUUAAGCAAUAUUUUCCAGUUAAUCUAGUUCUUUCUGGGGUCUUUAAGAUAUUUCAAGACCUCCUUGGACUGAGAUUUGAAGAAGUUGGAGAUCCCAAAGUCUGGCAUCGUGAUGUUCGAUUAUUUAAAGUAUUUGACUUGAGUUCUGGUGAAUCCCUAGGGUAUUUCUACCUUGAUUUGUACAAAAGGGAAGGGAAGUACAGUCAGACCUGUGUAGUGGCUCUUCAAAAUAGAUCAUUAUGUAACAAAAAUAUUUGCCAGAUGCCAGUUGUUAUGCUGAUAGCUCAAUUUCAAAAUGAUACUGAUUCUCAUCCUGGCCUACUACGAUUCUCUGAAGUGGUCAACUUUUUUCACGAGUUUGGUCAUGUGAUCCAACACAUUUGCAAUCGUGCUUCAUUUGUCAGAUUCUCUGGGUUACGUGUUGAUCCAGAUUUUGUGGAGAUCCCCGCUCAGGUGUUUGAGAAUUGGUGUUAUGAGAGCCUUUCAUUGAAGUUGAUCUCUGGUUUCCAUCAGGACAUGACGAUCCCCAUUAAGGAGGAACUAUGUAAAUCGCUACGAAGAUGGCGAUAUGGCUUCUCUGCGUUGAAACUCAAGCAAGAAAUUCUGUACAGUCUUUUUGAUCAAAUUAUACAUUCUGCUGAUAAUGUGGAUGUUGUUGAGUUAUUUAAGCAUUUGCACCCAAAGGUCAUGUUGGGAUUACCGAUGCUGGAAGGAACCAACCCAGCCACCUGUUUUCCACGUAGUGCCAUCGGUUAUGAAGCUUCUUGUUACAGUCGAAUCUGGAGUGAGGUAUUUGCCACUGAUAUAUUCACCUCGAAGUUCCGGGAUGACCUUCUCGACCCGGACGUGGGCAUGAAGUUCAGGAACAAGGUAUAAUUUAGACUUCCUCUGGAGCUUGUUCGGAUAAGGUGUUGGCCCCGGGAGGGGCAAAGGAUCCUGUUAAAAUUCUGACGGACUUUCUUGGACGUGAACCUUCUGUUCAAGCUUUUAUUGACAGCAGAAUGGACCAUAGCUUGUUGUGACCAUGUAAGCUUUUGAAUAUACCUGGAUUAUGUAAUUGUUUGCACUGCCUAAAUAUUUAUUUUGAAUCGAACAUCUGGACGCAUUCGAGCAUUUUCCCGUCUGUGGUGGUAAAAAGUUUUUCUUGUUCUUGUUACAA